AUGUCACAGAUCGCACCACAGGGUGGACCGAUUAGACCUCCAGCUCAGGGAAGGAUGUAUACCAUCAUGAGAGGACAGGCUCAGGAUGCGCAUAAUGUGAUUACAGGUACAGUUUCGUUGAACGACCAUGCUGUUUAUGCUUUGUUUGACCCUAGCACCACUCAUUCCUUUAUAGCUGAGCCGUUUGUUAAGCUGAUAGGAUUAAGUCCUGAAUUGUUGGAGUUAGUGAUUAGCAUAUCUACACCGUUAAAGGAUAGGGUGUUAGUUGCAUUGGGUUGUUUUGGUUGCAAGUUAGUGAUUGAGGCCACCCGUUUGUUAGAUGGGGGUUGUCAAGGUUACUUGGCGACUGUCGUGGAUAUGACAGUCGAUGAGCUGAAGCUAGAAGAUAUAUCAGUGGUUCAAGAGUUUUCAGAUGUGUUUCCUAAAGAUUUGUCAGGUCUACCGCCAGAGAGGGAGAUCAAGUUUGUGAUUGAGCUAGAACCCGGGACAGAGCCAAACUCUAAGGCUCCUUACCGGAUGGCGUUGUAUGAAUUGAAGGAACUGAAGGUGAAGGAAUAUCAGUGGACCCGUCCAAGAUUGAAGCAGUGA
Molecule: messenger RNA, 588 nt
Organism: Eucalyptus grandis
Lineage: Eukaryota; Viridiplantae; Streptophyta; Magnoliopsida; Myrtales; Myrtaceae
Exons: 3
Coding region: 1-588 (195 amino acids)
Source: RefSeq, a predicted model, not a curated record